Messenger RNA from Exophiala oligosperma, 2338 nucleotides. RefSeq lists its product as uncharacterized. Gene Ontology annotation, molecular function: peptidase activity. Gene Ontology annotation, biological process: protein modification by small protein removal. Bases 90 to 2093 code for a protein of 667 amino acids. The transcript has 2 exons. The record is from RefSeq and is a predicted model, not a curated record. NCBI's taxonomy places the organism in Eukaryota, Fungi, Ascomycota, Eurotiomycetes, Chaetothyriales, Herpotrichiellaceae.
CAUUCUUUCAUAAUCCUAUAGACAUCAUACUUAGACUCGAUCUGCCAAUGCGAUAGACAUCUGUUUUCGUCAAUUACUUCUCAUCAAACAUGGAUGUCCAAUUAUACGUCUAUGAUCUCUCGCAGGGAUUGGCCAGACAGUAUUCCAUGGCCCUGACGGGCGUACAGAUAGACGCCAUAUAUCAUACAGCAAUCGUCCUCAACGAUGUGGAAUAUUUCUUUGGCCAGGGUAUACAUAGAAAAGUCCCUGGAUCAACCCACCACGGCCGCCCCAUGAAGAUCAUCCCUUUGGGUCAGACAGAUCUGCCACUCGACGUGAUCGAGGAGUACAUCGAAUCUCUCGAAGACAUCUACACUCCAGAAUCUUAUGACUUGUUUGUCCACAAUUGCAACAACUUUAGUCAAGAUCUGGCCAUGUUUCUCGUCGGCAAGAGUAUCCCUGACGAGAUCCGAAGUCUUCCAGAGACGUUCCUCAGAACACCCAUCGGCCAGAUGCUCCGUGGCCAGAUAGACCAGUCUAUGCGCACAAUGACUCAAGCACCUGACGCGGUGUCGGGAAGAAAUGCUUCUUCAAGGACUCCUACUACGACGACGACGACACCAACAUCAAAGCUGGCCAACGGUACUACGAUCCCUCCUAGACCUGUGAGUAAUGGGGUCGUGCACAAAGCCCACACGCCGGCCAUCAUCAACGCCCAACAAGCAACAGAUGAACCUGGUCAUGUCCAUUAUGUUUCCUCCAUCUCCGAACUCGACGCUCUCCUCUCUUCAGCUCGUCACUCAUGCGCAGUGAUAUUCUUCACAUCCGCAACAUGCCCACCUUGCAAAAUCGUCUACCCGACCUACGACGAGCUUGCUGCCGAAGCCGGCACGCGAAGCGGCGCCAAACUCAUCAAGAUCGACAUAUCGGCCUCGCACUCCGCUCACGCCAUCGCACAGCGUUACUCCGUCCGUGCGACACCGACUUUCAUCACGUUCCUCAAAGGCCAGAAACAAGAUGAAUGGGCCGGGGCCAACUCGGCACAAUUACGCGGCAAUGUUCGCCUCCUGCUUCAGAUGGCACGACCCAAACAACACCAGCACGCGACUUUGAAACUACCUUCUUUUCAACGCUUCAUCAAGAAGCCCAUACUAUACUCCCGUGCACCACCGCUCGAUAAACUCCUGGCCAAGAUCGGACCGAAGUUUUCGUCGGGCCAAUCCGUCCAGGACCUCGUCUCGUACAUCCGCACGAGAGACGAAAAGGGCAUGACGGAGGCACCUCUCCCCAAUCUACACGCAUUUAGUGAUUACCUCACAACGUCAUACGCGUCGCUUCCCACCGAGACACACUUCGCUGUCAUUGACCUUGUUCGUUGUGCGGCCGUCGAUUCUCGAGUGUCGAGUUUUCUCUCGACAGAACAUGGUCACAAGUUGCUUAGCACGGUGUUGUCUCACGGAGACGAAUUUUCCUCGUCGCCAUAUAAUAUCCAAUCCACGAGUUUACAACUCGCGUGCAACUUGUUCAGUUCGAAUGUCUUUCAAGAACAACUGUUUCACACCCACACUCAAACGCACACAAACGGAGGAGCCACGAAUGGUGAUAAUGGAUUGAAACUUAAAAACAUGAUUGAAUCGCUCGCAUCACAGUGUCUACUGUCACCACACCUCAAUGCCCGAUCCAUGGCGGCGGCACUGGUUUACAAUCUGGUGGCGUACGUGCAUAAUGAGCGUGUGAACCCGGCGGUACACGAAGACGACAAGGGCGACGACAAGAACGGCGGCGAUGGUGAAGGAGAAGAAGCCACGACGGCACCGAGUGACGACCUUUCCGCGGCGUUGUUGGAGAGUAUCAUUUCAUUCGAGGAUGUCGCGUCGGCUUCGAGGUCCGGUGCUGCGAGUACGGGCAACGUCAAAGAAUCAUUCCACGCCCUCCUUUUGGCGUUGGGGAUGCUCCUCUACGGUUGUCCUCCUGAGAAUAUGCUCUGGGAUUUGUGUACGGCCAUGGAUCUACGAGAGACUCUAAAGGGCCUCAAAACUUCCAAGCUGGGCGUCAAGGAUGAACCGUUGUUGAAGGAAGUCGGGGAUGAAUUGCUGGGGAAAGGAGGUUUCUAGAAAAUCCCGAGAGCACAGCAGAGUACUUUUUUGACGAUGUCAUCGAGGUGGGAAAUCUUCAAUUCCGUCAUAUUCAUGAGCCAACCCCCGACCGUUUCUCAUCUUUUGCCAAUACGGUUCGUUAUCUGACGAACCCGGGUUGCCCGAGAAGAUUUUGCUUGAACCUCUCAAACUUCUCGCGGUUUGGCUGAUGACGACCGAGUUUUGUGUAGUCAAUAAACAACACUCUUGACACAGAGACAAAU